AUGUCAUGCUCAGCUCCCAUCACACGGCCACACCCGGCUCAGCCAAAUGCGAGCAAUUCUAGUGUGUCUUCGGGUAUCGGACUAACCGCAAACGAUGAUGAGAUGGGUACAGGAAGCGACUCAAGUAUUCCGUCCACCCUGUGCUUACGGUGUUCGAAAUUCCCGACCCACACCUUAGAGCUGGAUGAUCAGAACUCUUUGAACAGUUCCUCAACUCCACCGUGGCUCCCAUCCGCUCAAAAUAUCCCCUUGCCCGACCAGGAGUACCAUCUUUCAUCACUCUCAUUGAGGCUGGCAGCGGGAAUUGAUCGUUACAUUAGGAGCGUGAUGGCCGUGCCCGUUCUCUCUCCAGCUCAACAGCCCUCCCAGGACAUCUUGCGUCCAUUUACAAAUUCCGAGAUAGCCCCGAGUCUGACAGGAAUGACGGAUCCGGUGAGCCGCUCUUCAUACAUCGAAUUCCCACGUUGCUCCAGAGCCUAA
Messenger RNA from Penicillium alfredii, 480 nucleotides. RefSeq lists its product as uncharacterized. The record is from RefSeq and is a predicted model, not a curated record. NCBI's taxonomy places the organism in Eukaryota, Fungi, Ascomycota, Eurotiomycetes, Eurotiales, Aspergillaceae. The coding region runs from base 1 to 480 and encodes 159 amino acids. The transcript has a single exon.